Molecule: messenger RNA, 1899 nt
Organism: Ananas comosus (pineapple)
Lineage: Eukaryota; Viridiplantae; Streptophyta; Magnoliopsida; Poales; Bromeliaceae
Product: oligouridylate-binding protein 1-like
Exons: 12
Coding region: 212-1582 (456 amino acids)
Cellular component (GO): cytosol
Molecular function (GO): mRNA binding
Source: RefSeq, a predicted model, not a curated record
UUUUUUUUUUUUUUUUUUUUUUUUUUUUUUUUUUUUUUUUUUUUUUUUUUUUUUUUUUGGGCUCCUUCCUCGGCUCCUAUUCCCUUCGAAACCCUGACUCGUGCCUCCCUCGAUCGGCUCCGGAUCGACGUCGAAAGCCGUGCGAAACCCUAAUUGUAUCCCUCUUUUAGCGAUCGGAGUUCGAUCGUUGUCGCUUGGAGCUGUAGGGACGAUGCAGCAGCAGCAGCAGCAGCAGCAGCAGCAACGGCUGAAGCAGCAGCAGCAGCAGGCGCUGAUGCAGCAGGCGCUGCUUCUGCAGCAGCAGCAGCAGUCGCUCUACCAGCACCCGAGCCUCCUGGCGGGUCCUCAGAUAGAGCCAAUCCUGAGUGGAAAUCUGCCUCCUGGUUUUGAUCCAACUACAUGUCGUAGUGUGUAUGUUGGCAAUGUGCAUGUUCAAGUAACUGAAGCACUACUCCAAGAGGUUUUCCAGAGUACUGGUCCAGUUGAAGGAUGCAAGCUCAUUAGGAAAGAAAAGUCAUCUUUUGGUUUUGUUGACUAUUAUGACCGCAGAUCUGCCGCACUCGCUAUUAUGACGCUUAAUGGGAGGCAAUUGUUUGGUCAGCCUAUUAAAGUUAACUGGGCAUAUGCAAGUGGGCAGAGAGAGGAUACAUCAGGGCAUUUCAACAUUUUUGUUGGGGAUCUUGCCCCUGAAGUCACUGAUGCUACCUUAUAUGCAUGCUUCUCUGUUUAUCCUAGCUGCUCCGAUGCUAGGGUUAUGUGGGACCAAAAAACAGGGCGUUCAAGAGGAUUUGGAUUUGUUUCAUUCAGGAAUCAGCAGGAUGCACAAAGUGCUAUAAAUGAUUUGACUGGGAAGUGGCUUGGGAGCCGACAGAUCCGUUGCAAUUGGGCGACAAAGGGUGCUAGCUCUAAUAAUGAAGACAAACAAAGUACAGACUCCAAGAGUGUGGUGGAGCUGACUAAUGGUUCAACAGCCAAAAGGUUAUUUACCCCCAAAUAUCUUUCUUGGGCAGAAGAUGGCCAAGAGAAUGCGAAUGAUGAUGGCCCAGAAAAUAACCCACAAUAUACAACUGUUUAUGUCGGCAACCUUGCUCAUGAGGUCACUCAACUUGAUCUACACCGCUAUUUCCACAGUAUUGGCGCUGGUGUUAUCGAGGAGGUCCGCAUUCAGCGUGACAAGGGGUUUGGUUUCGUGAGAUUCAGCAACCAUGCGGAAGCUGCCAUGGCUAUUCAGAUGUCGAACGGCCGAGUUCUAGGCGGAAAGGCAAUGAAGUGUUCAUGGGGAAGCAAGCCAACUCCACCCGGUACGGCUUCAAACCCGCUGCCCCCUCCCGCAGCCGCCACCGGCCCCUCCUUCCCAGGAGGCCUCUCGGCGGCCGAACUAUUAGCCUACGAGCGCACUCUCGCGAUGAGCAAGAUGGGCUCGAGCCAGGCCGUUCUGAUGCACCACGCUCAGAAGCAGGCAGCAGCCGCCGCUGCAGCAGCCGCCAUGGGGAUGGCAGGGCCCGCCGGAGCUGCCAGCCAGGCCAUCUAUGACGGCGGCUUCCAGAACGUCAGCGCCACGCAGCAACUCAUGUACUACUAAUUGCCCACGCGAUCGCCCUGCGUGCCCCUUUUAACUUAUAUACCCCCCUUGCUAUCGAAAACUUUCUGUCGAGUUGUAUUUGUGUUUGUUUCUACUGCCAUACGCUUGAUUACGAGAACGAUUAUCUGUAUCGCACGUGCUGCGCGAGCACGUGCUUAGUGUUGUUGUACCGGCAACGUACAAGGAGUGUUCUGCGAAGGAGAUAUAUGCUUCUUGUUGGGGAUGUUGUUUAUGUUUACAUUUUCUCCAUCAUUAUGUAUGUUUCUUUUGAAUUGUAUUACUCUUUGUUACUUUUAAAUGCUUUUCUUUGUAAUGUU